Molecule: messenger RNA, 417 nt
Organism: Synchytrium microbalum
Lineage: Eukaryota; Fungi; Chytridiomycota; Chytridiomycetes; Synchytriales; Synchytriaceae
Exons: 2
Coding region: 1-417 (138 amino acids)
Source: RefSeq, a predicted model, not a curated record
AUGAGCAAAGUUCCGGCAACAAAUAGUAAUCAACAGCAGCAACAGGCAGCGCCUGCGCAAAGCGGAGCAUCAUCUCCACUACAAAAUCAGCCUACCAAACAGCCUCGAAUACCAUUCACGGAGAUACCUGAUAGUCAGAAAGCCUAUCCUCGCAAUUCGCAUCCAACAACAGGAUCAAUCGAGUCUGCUAUCAGGAGCACUCUACCUCCAAAACCUCAACGGCGGUAUGGAUUUUCUCUUGGAUUGGGUAAAACUGGGUCUAUAAUACAGCUUUCGUUCGCAUUGUUCGUUGGUGUGGGAGCUGCAUUGUUUCUCGCAAACGCUAUGGUCGUGUAUGAUAAAGAAGAGUAUAUACGGAAGCUUCUUGAUGAACGUAAGCGGCUAAGGGAGGAAUUAAAGCCACUAUCAGCUCCAUGA